AAAUAGCACAUGUUUUCAAAAUGGCAGCCUCUAGCAAAAGGAAAUCCUCCAGCAUUUUACCCGCUUCUUUGUCGCUAGAGAGCGACCAACAGAGAGAAUUUGAACAGAGGGUUAAAGAUAUUCGUGAAAAGGUGCGAACUGGGAGCAAAAGAGGAGUCCUUUACGUUGGUCACAUCCCUCAUGGAUUCUUUGAGAAUCAGAUGCGGAACUUCUUCAAACAGUUCGGAAAAGUGACACGACUGCGUCUAUCUCGAAGUAAACGCACAGGAGGGAGCAAGGGCUAUGGUUUCGUUGAGUUUGAGUAUGCUGAAGUGGCCAAGGUUGCCGCUGAUACCAUGAAUAAUUAUCUCAUGUUUGAGAAACUGUUAAAAUGCGAAUUCAUGCCCCCUGAAAAAGUCCACGAAAGCAUUUUCAAAGGUGCUGAUAGAAAAUUUCAGAAGCCACGAGCACACAUUCUGGCCAUCGACCGCCACAACAAACCAAAGACGGAAAUUAAACAGAAGAAGGGUGAAAGGAAGCUAAAAAAGAAAAUCAAUAAGAAAUUCAACAAAUUGGCAGCGAUGGGCAUCAGUUAUUCUGUGGAUAUCCACAUGGCCGAGGGAAAAACUACGACAAUGACUGUCAAGAAUGCAGUCGAAAAAGAUACUGACGUUGAUGUAAAAGAAAACACAACAAAUAAACCAGUAGAAAACAAGACAGUAAAAGCAUUGAAAGGGCCGGUAGAAAAGAAGGGAGUAAAAACACUGAAGGAAUCGGUAGAAAAGAAAGGGGUAAAAGCACUAACGAAAUCUCCUGCCGUAAAAAAAUCAGUCAAAAAUGUUGGAGUGAAGGCGGCGACGAAGACACCAGAAGUUCCAGCCAGACGACGGAUGAGUGAGCGAUUGAAAAAGGCUGCUGUGGGAGUGAAGGACAGUCCUGUUUGUGUGGAGAAAACAGUAAAUGCUAGUGCAAGUAAAAAGGUGGCAAAAAGAUGAAAGACAUUAAUCGGUUUUGUUGACUUUCAAUAAGAUUCCUAAAAAGGUCAACCUGGGUAGUUGGACAUCUAUUUUAAUCUUAAUUAUUGCUGAUUAAAAGAUUCAAAGAUAUCAUUAAAUAUCAAACAAUAAUUCAUGGACCAGCUGUCCAUGCAUUAGCAGUUGUUCCUUCUCACACUGAGGAUUGUACGAUAAUCAAUCAUAAAUGUUGGUACUUGAAGUGCCAAUGUUUUUUGUGUCUUCACCCUGGCCUUUAGACCCUUUUAUCUGUGUCCCAAUGUCGUGGAAGUGUCUGCCAUGAGUGGUCUUCCAUUCUACUUGAAUAAACAUGUAAAACUA
Lineus longissimus is the source of this 1313-nucleotide messenger RNA. RefSeq names its product MKI67 FHA domain-interacting nucleolar phosphoprotein-like. Lineage: Eukaryota; Metazoa; Nemertea; Pilidiophora; Heteronemertea; Lineidae. The record is from RefSeq and is a predicted model, not a curated record. The transcript is spliced from 4 exons. Bases 21 to 974 code for a protein of 317 amino acids. Gene Ontology annotation, cellular component: nucleolus. Gene Ontology annotation, biological process: maturation of LSU-rRNA from tricistronic rRNA transcript (SSU-rRNA, 5.8S rRNA, LSU-rRNA). Gene Ontology annotation, molecular function: RNA binding.